Molecule: messenger RNA, 345 nt
Organism: Strongylus vulgaris
Lineage: Eukaryota; Metazoa; Nematoda; Chromadorea; Rhabditida; Strongylidae
Source: the annotation of a GenBank genome assembly
AUGGUGGUUUUGGAGCUCUACAAUCAAAUUGCUUUUUUGACACUCAUUACUGGUGCAACAGAUGGAAUUGGCAAGGCUUAUGCUUUUGAGUUGGCUAAGAAGGGCUUCAACAUCUUCCUUGUUUCAAGAACACAAUCAAAACUUGAUGAAGUACAGAAGGAAAUUCGAGAAAAAUACAGCAAGGUGUUUCCUCUUGAUAAACUUACGCAUUUGAGCGCUCUUCAAGCAACUCGUUCAGAAGCUUAUAAGCCGCUGCGUGAAGCACUGAAUGGUGUUGAAGUGGGAGUUCUCAUUAACAAUGUUGGGAUGAGUUACGAGUACCCUGAGGUGAGCGAAAGUGCUUAG